Molecule: messenger RNA, 708 nt
Organism: Naegleria gruberi
Lineage: Eukaryota; Heterolobosea; Eutetramitea; Acrasida; Naegleriidae
Exons: 1
Coding region: 1-708 (235 amino acids)
Biological process (GO): superoxide metabolic process
Molecular function (GO): superoxide dismutase activity; metal ion binding
Source: RefSeq, a predicted model, not a curated record
AUGUUCACCAAGACUCUCCGUUCCGGACUCAUCACCAAGAAGAAUAUUAUCGGUUUUGCUACUCAACAAGUUAGAAGCAAACAUCAAUUACCAACAUUGGACUAUGCUGUCGAACAAGGUAUUCAUCCAGUUAUUACUGCUCGUCAAUUAGAUUUCCACUACAAUAAGCAUCACAAGACCUAUGUUGAUAAGCUUAACGCAUUGGUUGAAGGUACUUCAUUUGAAUCUCAACCUUUGGAUGCUAUUAUUCAAAAAGUAGCCUAUGAUAGUGACCCAAAGAGUGUUGCCAUCUUCAACAAUGCUGCUCAACAUUUUAAUCACUCCUUCUAUUGGAAAUCAUUGGUUCCAGGUGGUGAUAAGAUUGAAAACUAUCCACUCAUUAAACAAGAAAUUGAAAAGCAAUUCGGUUCCGUUGAUGCUUUCAAACAACAAUUCACUGAAAAGGCUACCACUUUGUUCGGUUCUGGUUGGACUUGGUUAGUUUUGGAUGGUACUUCAUUGAGAAUUUGGAAUGGUUCUAAUGCUCAAACUCCAAUUGCUGAAAAUUUAAUUCCAUUGCUCACUUGUGAUGUUUGGGAACAUGCUUAUUAUUUGGAUCAUCAAAAUAGAAGACCAGAUUAUUUGAAGACUUUCUGGGAAGCAGUUAACUGGGGAUUCGUCAACAAGUCACUCCAAUUUGCUGUUGAACAAUCUAGUAUUAAAUUGUAA